Messenger RNA from Manihot esculenta (cassava), 1191 nucleotides. RefSeq lists its product as uncharacterized. The transcript has a single exon. The coding region runs from base 148 to 1071 and encodes 307 amino acids. NCBI's taxonomy places the organism in Eukaryota, Viridiplantae, Streptophyta, Magnoliopsida, Malpighiales, Euphorbiaceae. The record is from RefSeq and is a predicted model, not a curated record.
AAAUAAAAGAAAGACUUUCUUUGCACCUGUGCGUCAGGGCCUCACAAUAAAUAUACAUAAAUGCAUUGAUUCUUCCCCAACCUGUUUUCAGCUUCUUAUCACUGUGCCAUGUGAAGAAAAGGUGACUUUUUUCUUCUUCAUUCUCCGAUGGGUUGCUGUGUAAGCACCCAUGGAACUUCUACAAAGCACCAGAAUUUUCAAGUGGGAUCUCAAUCUUUGAAGCCCGAGUCAAGCCAUGAAAGUAGAGCUCCACCUCCUUUGAUUGAAGAAGAAACUGUUAAAGAGGUUCUUUCUGAAACUCCCAAACUCAAACCACCACCAGUUGUAACCCAACUUAUACAACCGAUCAAGAAUCCGGAACAGGAACUACAUUAUCAAGAAACUAACAAGAACAAUAUCCUCGUUGACCCACCAUUUCCUGAUGAGAAGAUCAAAACAAAUGGGCACAAGGAGGAGGGGUUCAUUGUCCAAGAAGAAGAGAUCUCUGAAAAAGAAGUCUGCAGCUUGAGUUUCAGCGAGACUGUGUCAACUACGACCUUCAACAAUGACAAAAGGGAUGACGAUGAUGAUGAUGAUGGUGAAGAAGUGAAGCAAAGAGUAAAGAAAUCUCCGGUAGCGAAAUUGACUCCAAGAAACAGCGCAGUUUCUGGCAAUUUUGGCCCCACGCGAGACAGGAGUGUGGGGAAGUCACCCAACCGUAGAACUGAUCAGUCACCGGAUAAAAGAAACAAUGCCAGUCGUGGAGGUGGAGGUUCAAUGAGGUUGGUUCAAAGCAGGGAGUCGAGUACAAAUCAGGCGGGAAGACGAGGGUUGAAGCCCGACGCAAAUAGGAGAGACCCAGGUGAGAGCUCUGGGAGGAGGUCUAGGUCUCCGGCCAACAAUGGAUCUACAGUGGGUCGUAGCCCGUCAACGAGGAGGACGAACGGUUCUCCUUGUCGGUCAAGAACUGAUCUGACCCAGAGCGGUGGCAUGGAGGGUAAGUGGCCAUGCACUUCAAAUGGUAGUAGAACAACAACAGACGAGUCGCUUGAAAACCCACUUGUUUCCCUUGAAUGUUUCAUCUUUCUAUAAAGAGGCACAAAAUUCUCGCCGGAAUUACUCUUCUCCGGUGGGUUAGUUGGUACAUUUAUGAAACGUUGUAUAUUUUUAUUUUUAUUACUUCAAUAUUAAACUUUUCUUUUAAUUAAUAAA